AUGACAGUGAAUAAUCCUGGUGAGGUGCCUCAGCAUGACAUAGAGAUGCUUGAGAUACCAGAUGAUUCUUCCAUUUCCAGUGAUGAACUGGAAACCUCUGGGCUCAAGAAUAGACUAAAAUUGCAAGACUGGCUCGAGACUCUGCAACGAAUGGAAUUCAAUUUCGAUCACAAACAAUACGAAGAAAGUUUAACACAAGCUGACGACUUUUCCAAAACCUACACGAACUAUGUGACUUCAUUGUAUAAGGUGAUCGAGAAGUUACUGGAAGAAAAUGUCGGUGGUUUGCCGAAUGACAUUGACGACAAUGAACCACUAGGAGUUGUUGUGGGAAGACAAGGAACCAAAAUCAACUCUAGCACCGUCCACAGAAACAAUGUGAUUGAUCGGGCCUUUGCUGAUGUCGUUGAUAUCUUACAAGUAUUCAUUGACAAGAUAGAUGAGAACCAUGAAGACAUUACGCUGUUCUAUCGUAUAUCAAACAUUCUUGAUUGCUUGCAAGCGAUUCACUUUCUGAGCCUGGGACAGCAAGUACCCGAACUUGUGUCCAAGUGGAUCAACAAGUACGAAAUGAAGCCAGAAAACGAGCUUGUGGAAUCUAUUAUGCUUAAAACUCGCACUCCAUACUCGCAUCCUCAAUUUUGGAAUACUUAUCUUGCCCAACUAUUAACUCGUGGACUUGUCCAACAGGCAUUCGAGGCUCUAUCUAAUUCUGGCUACGAGGAACUUAAGGAGUCGCAGCUGCAAGUUUAUGAUCUCAUCAAGGAUUUUGAGACGUUAUUGGGCUCCUAUUCUAGCAUGGCUCUCAAGGGUCAAUUUGCACAAUGGAAGUUAUCAAGCUGUGAGACGAGGGACUUAGCUCCUCGUGUGAAAGAGGACGUUGAGGACUCGUCGCUUCGGCAAACUGUGUCUCAGAUAUACGACUUAUUAUGCAUUAUCACAGGGUUACCAAAGACCAUUGCAUCAUACUGUGACAGUUGGUACGAAAUAUUCACAGCCUUAGCAUUCUUUCAAGUCAGGGACAGCGCUCUUUUCCGUGACUAUUUCGACAUUGCUACCAACGAAAAACCUCCACCUGCGGUUGACGUUUCUGAAGGCUAUGAUGAGUUGGAUAUAGACUUGCUCACAGAACAAUGUUUCGUGGAUAUCAUGGAGGAAAGCUUUGUCAAGGUAUUGACUACCAUAGACAAGUUAGAUCUGGCUACUGCGGCCUAUGUGUCUCGGUUGCUUGAGGUCAAAGGGUUGUUAAAAUCGUAUUAUGAUUUUGACGUAAAGCAAAGCGUAAACGAUUACAUGACACAGAGAACCAUUUCGGAAUACUUGUUAACUACCCAGGCGUACCAAUGUCUCAAUACUCAUGAUUUGGUCCCCGUUGGAAUCGGAUUGCUUCUCAAUGAGGAUAUUGCGUCGUCGAGCCUGUCCAUUGUUCACAACAGAAGAACCAUAGAAUCGUUCUUACCUCUCUAUCACUACCAAACCAACGAUGACUUGGAGUGGGGGCUCACCAUCUGUGCAACGUUAAACCUUGUGCACACUGCAAAGGAAUUGUACUACACUUAUGGUAUGAAUUCAUUGAAAGAAGGCUACAUUUACGAAGGGUUGAACAUGUUAGCCAAUUGCUACGAUCAACAGUCAACAUCAGAUACAUCAGUGAAAAGUAUGAGGGAAAUUCAUCGGGUUGUGUGGGAUAUAAUUUUCCAUGAAGCGGUCGUCAGCAGCCAAUUAUUCGAUGACGACCUUAUUAAUAAUGUUGUGUUAAAGCAAACAGCACCCGACUUCGAUAUACAUCCAGUCAUUCGACAGUGUCUUUCUCCGUAUGCUGUUUUCGCCGAGUUUUUGUUGGCCCAAAAGGAGCAAAAGACAACCGGAGUGUCUCGAUUGAUUCAUCUUCUUCGGUUUCAACAUUUACCCAAAAAGUUCUGCGUGGUUCUUUUCUGCCAGUUUCUUGGGUCUAUUCUUGAAUGUGACGCCCAGCUCCCUGAAAUGAUCAUGUUUGUGGAACUUAUAGACAACUACUAUACGUUGGCAAGCAAAGAGGAGAAAGCCGAAAGUGAAGAGUUAUACCAUGAAGCUUUAGCAAUGCCUCAAGUUGACGCAAAGGAGCAAUGGGACUGGAGACGACCAGUCAAAAAGCUAGGCAAGCCUAUACCCAGCAACGGAGACGAUGCGAUCAAGUUGUUGAGAAACGUUAUCAGCACCAAGAUUGCCGAAUUGUAUAUUAAGUAG
Meyerozyma guilliermondii ATCC 6260 is the source of this 2226-nucleotide messenger RNA. RefSeq names its product Nup85p (gene NUP85). The record is from RefSeq and is a predicted model, not a curated record. Gene Ontology annotation, cellular component: nuclear pore outer ring. Gene Ontology annotation, molecular function: structural constituent of nuclear pore. The transcript has a single exon. Lineage: Eukaryota; Fungi; Ascomycota; Pichiomycetes; Serinales; Debaryomycetaceae. Gene Ontology annotation, biological process: mRNA export from nucleus; positive regulation of DNA-templated transcription; protein import into nucleus. Bases 1 to 2226 code for a protein of 741 amino acids.